AUAUCACCAAGUCUUGCUAAUGUCGAGUACCUACCCGGUAUAUAAGUGACGAGCGGAUUUACACAUGUCAAUGAACGGCGCCCUCUUGUUGGUGUGAGGGUAGAAACUAAUAUUCCGACAGGGAUGGGGUUCUCGGACAUCCGACUAUUUCUUUGUUUGGUACUGCUGUUUGUUACGGGGAUCCAUGGAGAGGAGGACGAGAGACAGAAUGGCAAAGAAGAUCCUAGUGACAGAGCUGCAUACACCACCACGCGCGGAUAUGCCGGAACCACAAGUAGAGACCGACUGGGCGUUAUCAUGAGCCCUGCUUACCCUGGCAACUAUCCAAACAACUACCGCUUCCGGUAUGAUAUCUAUCUAGGCACAGAGAAGAGUGAUUUGGAAAUAAACUUCAAGAUAUUUGAUUUGGAGUCCUGCAGCAAUUGCAAUUGUGACUACCUUAUGAUAGAAAACUACAAACUAGCCAAACCGUUGAAGUAUUGUGGAGCCGCCCUUCCUAAUGGUGACGGACGGGUGUACCUGGACAAUUUGGACAACUACGUGUGGAUAACAUUCCAGUCUAAUUCUGACCAGCGACGUCCGGGAUUUUACGCAACGUAUGAGAUCACUCAGAGGGCAGGCAAUGAUUCGUUCCUGACCGGAGGGUCUGUCUGUCCUCCUGUGUCAUGCCCGUACUGUGAAGUGGGACAGACCCCAGAAUACGACUACACGAGCGUUUGUCCAUACUGUUUCUGUAGCAAAUACCAGCAAAACACUACCCCACGAUACCAAAUGACCAGCGUGUGUCCACCUGUCUUUUGUCCGGCAUGUCCCUAUGGCUUCCACAGGCAGUACGAUUACAGUAGCUAUAAGUGUACGCAUUGCUACUGCGUACACAACCAGCAAACAACGGUCAGUGGCACCUGGAUGCAGGGGACAACCACUAGCUAUAUACCAUGGAACCAUCAAUCAAACAGUUAUCAUCCUAUGCGUACAACCAGUUAUCGUCCUUGGCAGACAACCGGUUAUUAUCCUGGGCGUACAACCAGUUAUCGUCCUUGGCAGACAACCGGUUAUUAUCCUAGGCGUACAACCAGUUAUCGUCCUUGGCAGACAACCGGUUAUCAUCCUUGGCGCACAACCAGUUAUCAUCCUUGGCGCACAACUGGUUAUCAUCCUUUGCGCACAACCAGUUAUCGUCCUUGGCAACCAACAAGUCGCCGUCCUUGGAACACAGAAACGACCAGCUAUCGCCCUUGGCGACCCGCAAGCACAACAAGCUAUUAUCCGUGGUGGAGACAAAGUAGCACCAUGCCAAACGUUCAUUGGGAAACGACCACUGCUGGAUAUGACCAAGGGUGUGGGAGAGGAUACUUCUACAGUUCCACUGGAAAUAUCAUGUCCCCGGGGGCACCUGGACACUCGUACUCCAACAAUGGGAAUUGUGAGUACAACAUUGACGUGGGCGGAGUCUUGGGGACCGUCAAAACAGUGGCUCUUAGGUUUAGUUUCUUCGAAAUGGAAAAUUGCGGUGAAUGUUCAUGCGACUCUCUCACAAUUAGCUCUGAUGAGACCAGUGGCGUGCGCAUGUGUGAUGACCGUUUGGUCAACACGUCACAUACCUAUUACGUGCAUACAACAAGUGAUAUUUUGAAACUGCAUUUCAUCUCUGAUUCGUCGGUUGCUCGGUCUGGAUUUUCCGUGAACUACGAGGUGAUGCGGUACGAUGUCAAUAACACAUGUAGUGCCGAUUCCUGCUACACCUGCAAUCAUUCCGUCCGUCAUGACUAUUUCGGCUGCUGUAUUUGUGUAGACGAAUCCUCUACAAACAGCACGUCAGGCUACUACAUGGCCUCCACCACUAAUGGAUAUUACUCCAAAAGUCUGCUGCUUCAGAUGCUGACCGAUAUAGCACAUCGCGCACAGAUGCUAGAACAGAACGCCAAUUACCUGGAGCACGAGGCGAACUAUGCAAAGAACCUUGUCGCCCAAAGUCUCGGCUGAUUGCUGACAUUUGUUGCCGCCAUCUCAUUGAAUGUUUCUAUUGUAAAUAUUGUCGAAACGUGUUUUUUCUAUAUUGUUACAAGGUCUGUUUUGCUUCUCUGAAUGCAUUACUUAUGAAUAGUGUAUUGUGGCUACACUUUUAAUUAAA
Molecule: messenger RNA, 2131 nt
Organism: Mizuhopecten yessoensis (Yesso scallop)
Lineage: Eukaryota; Metazoa; Mollusca; Bivalvia; Pectinida; Pectinidae
Exons: 11
Coding region: 124-1983 (619 amino acids)
Molecular function (GO): serine-type endopeptidase activity
Source: RefSeq, a predicted model, not a curated record